CACAAACGGUCUGCUGGUUUGUAGUUCUGCAGUAUUGCUGCUAUCAGAUAGAAAAUGUCGGGUAAGAUGAAGAGCAGGAGUGCGGUGAAUGCGGAGCCGAGCUCUGUAUCCUGCGAUGAGCGCAUUCUGCGGGACUGCCAUCAGAUGUACACCGAUGCAGACAGCGGCUUGAUAACAAUAGCCCAGUCUGUUGGACUAACUUUGCUGCCACCCAGGAAGAAGAUCACUGUGAUGCUUAUGGGCAACCACUCAGCUGGGAAAAGCUCCUUCGUUAACUGGUAUGUAGAGGAGCACAUUCAAAGGACCGGAGUAGCCAUCGAAACACAGGGCUUCACUUUCGUUACAAGUGGGCGAAAAAGAGAGUCACUCACAGGAAAUGCAACUCUCCACUUGUAUCCUCAUUUUAAACCACUUCAGGAGUUUGAAGGUGUGUCUGAAUAUGUCGGCACCGAGAUCUGCACUUCUCGACAGAAGCGUUUUAGCUUGGUGACAUUUGUGGACACUCCUGGACUAGUUGAUGGUGAUAUGAAGUACCCAUUUGAUGUGGACAAGGCCAUCCUUUGGUUAGGGGAGCUGUGUGAUCUUAUCCUGGUUUUCUUUGACCCGAUGGGACAGGCGUUGUGCAAACGCACACUUAACAUUGUGGAGCAGCUGAAUGAAAGGCAGGGAGAUCGACUUCGCUUUUACCUUAGCAAAGCUGACGAGGCUGGUGGGGAGUCUGAUAGACAGAGAGUUAUGAUGCAGAUUGUGCAGGAGCUGUGUAAACGUCCAGGUCUGAACAAGUGUGGCUUUGACAUGCCUACUAUCUUCAUCCCUAAUCCCAACAAGCCCAGCCGAUGUGUUAAUCAGAUAGAGGAGGUGUGUCGAACCAUCGAGAAGACGAUUAAUCAGACGGUGCAGAACACACUUAACACACUGGAGAAGGACUGCGAGCUGAUUUCUGAGGCUGUUACUGAAACUCUUAACAAUGACUGGCAGUGCGGCAGAGAGAACAGACGUGCACGAUGUAAAAGCUGUUUCCUGGGCCUGCUCGGCUUCAGUGUGCCUCUCUUACUUUUGUUUGUUCUGGUGCUGGGAAGCCUCUCCAGAGAGGUGCUUGAGCUGGCACUGGGUGCUGAGGGAUUGGAUACACUUGCUCUGUAUAUGACUCCGGUCUUGGUUGCAUUAGAGUCUGUGUCUGUAGAAGUGAAGCUCUAUAUUUGUGGCGGCUUGGUGCUCCUGUCUUUCAUUAUCCUCCUCCUGGCUCGCUUAUCCGCCCGCACUAAGCCAACUCUUUCAGGAAAACAAAAGAGGCAAUUGCAGGAGAAACUGGAAUAUGUUCAAGAGGUUGUGAAGAACAAAAAGAAGAAGCUGUAUGAAGAGUAUCUCCGGCAGAGCGUUGGUGACCAGGACAUGCACUGAAGUUUGAACAGAAUAUCUAAUGGAGCGGUGAAUGGAUGGACAGGAAUAGAUAUAACAAUGACUACAGUAGUAAAGAAACAAAGCAUAACUAAACAAUUCUGCUAUGUAGAGGUCCAGUAGUAAUGUAGCUUCAAGAUUUCCAGAAUCACCUUCCAGAAGCUAUGCUCCACACCAGCACUGAUGAGUUCUACUGUGCGUGAAGUACUCUAGCAACUCUAGCAGCUCCUCCAACACCAGCACAGUGUAAUAAGGUUAACUGUUGCUCUAUGCAUUUUUUUUUUUAUUCAACCAUGACAAAAACUGUUAAAUAACGUGUACAAACUAGUGUUGUCAAUGCAUACCCAUCAGACUUUCUACUAGAUGAUCUUCUGUGUUUAACUAAAUGCUUUAUGGAUCUGUGGUGCUUAUUUAUGAGCUAUUGUCAUUCCUGUGUUGUGCCUAAUAAUAUUUACCUCACUGUAUGUUUUUAGCACAUAAAAAAUGAUUUAUUAACUAAUUCUUGGAGUGAGUUGGAAAUACUUAAAACUUGAAAUUACUUCUGAGGCUGAAAGCUUAGCAAAUACAUGUAUUUUUACACAUUUGUAUGUCACUG
Molecule: messenger RNA, 1993 nt
Organism: Trichomycterus rosablanca
Lineage: Eukaryota; Metazoa; Chordata; Actinopteri; Siluriformes; Trichomycteridae
Exons: 12
Coding region: 55-1401 (448 amino acids)
Biological process (GO): mitochondrion localization; mitochondrial fusion
Cellular component (GO): mitochondrial outer membrane
Molecular function (GO): GTPase activity; GTP binding
Source: RefSeq, a predicted model, not a curated record